AUGGCCCGGCGACCGGACGACACACGAGGAUCCCUCAUCUUCCAAGAGGGGAAAUGCAUCGAGGGAGACUACUACAUUGUUGCCGUCUACGACGAUCCCGCGACGUGCACCAUCUCGUUCUCAGCAUACGAGCUCGAGAAUGACUGCACUUACACCUAUCCGCUCACCUACAGCCAGUUCGAUGCGCUCUUCCAAUACGACUCCGAGCUCAUGAACCCAUCAAACCAAGAUGGGCGCUUUCACUGGGUCAUUGAGCGUCUCGACUUUGUGCAGGACAAGCGGGGACAGAAAGUCCUGUGCUUGGGCGAGGAGGCCACUGCGGAGGUGGACGACGAGGCGGACCUGGUACAGGAGAAGCCGAAAGCGACCUCGGCGGUGCCAGCAAAUGUUGGAGGUAAAAUCGAUGGCGCCACCCGUGCCAAGCUCCUAAAGGAGCUGGACACCCAGGAUGAUGCCAAGCUGCAUGCAGCACUCGUUAAGAGCGAGGGCGCGAGAAAGCGCUUCAUCGCCGAGCUCCACGCAAAGCGAAAUCUGGAGCAACUCAAGGCGUCCCAGCGCCUCCAGAAGGCAGACGAAGAUCGAGAAGCUCGCCUGGCCAAGCUGGAGCAGAUAAAGAAGCAGCAGCACGCCCGGGCCGAGGCCCACAGGGCAGCGGAGGAGGCCAAAAAGAGCACCAUGGCCCAGCUGGAGGUCUUGAUGAAGCAGAAGGAGGCUCAGGCGAUCCGCCGCCUCAUCCAGGAGAAGGACGCCCAAGACCGUGGCAUGGGUCGCGAGAAGGAUGCCGCGAGACAGCGGAGGAAGAUGCAGGAGCGGUCGGCGGCGGAAGUUAGGGCCAUCGAGGAGGAACGAGCACAGCAGUUGGCCAAAAAGCGCGACACCGAGGUGGAGAAGCGGCAAGGGCUGAUCUUGAAGAAGAACAGACAAAUCGCCGAGAUUCUCCGAGAUGAGAAGCUGAAAGAUCGCGAAUACCAGGUGAGGCUCCGGGAAGAGAAAGACCUGAUCAUCCAAGAUGUCUGGAAAAGCAAGGCACAGGUUCGUGUCGCCCAGGAGGAGAAGGAACGCGAGUACAUUCGCCUGGAGGAGAUCCGGGAGAAGGUGAACGUCGAGAGAGAACGCCGGCGUGCUCUCGACGAGCUCAAGCAGAUCAGUGCCAUCCGCAAGCACGCCGAGGAGGAGAAGGAAGUUACCGUGAAGAGGCGAGAGAAGAUGCGAAAGGAGUACCUGCUGCAAUUGAAGGUCGAAGCUAGCAACAGGGCCCAGGCAGUGCGAGAGCAAGCGAGAAGGAAUGAGCGCCGGGAGCAGAAGAUCCAGGAGCGCGAAGAGGUCCGACUCCGAAAGUUCCGCGAAUCGCAGUUCAUGGAUACCAUGCGUUUCCGUCUUCUUACGGAAGCUAUUCUUUGUGGCGGUCGCCUAUUCUUGGUAGCGGUGCGCGGGGCGAUUCUCCGCAAGAUCGUGCCUGGUGGAGCCUUGGUGUUCGACAUGGGUUCGCCGAUAAAGAUCGGGCUUCCGGGGCAAUUGCCUUCCAUUGAUGACGGCAUGGACGCUGACCUGGAUGACCAAAAGGAUAGUCCCAGCAAGCGGAGUCGUGGACCGGGAAAACCCAGAACCGACCCAGGGGGUGCAGGAAGCGUGGCCGAUGAUGUGCCGCUCACGUUGAGUUCUUUGCGUGGACUCUUUGCUGAACAGGCCACCACGCUGCUGCAUGCACAACGUGAUCAACUUCACUCGGCGCUCGGGGACUUGGAGAAACGUACCACACAACACAUGCAGAAAAUUGAGGCGAAAGUCGACAACCAGCAUGAUCAGCAUCACCAACUGGCACAGCAGGUUCAGGCCAUGGCAGAAAGGGUUCAAGCACUGGAAUCCCGGGCGCUUCACUUGACUGAGUACCUUGACCAGCAGCCCUUCACCACAGGCCCGAGACGUUCAGUAGCGAUGGUGAACUUCCACCUACGGCCCUCGGAAAGGGAAGGAGAUCCGCGGCAACGCAUGAUGAAAGUGCUUCAGACGGUGAAUGCAGGGAAGGUACAACUUGAAGGCGCGGCUAAGACCCUUUGGUGUAGCUUCUCCAGGACCCCUGCGGAACGGGGGAGAGCCUCGGUCACGGCCCUCAUCAAGAAGACGGUCAUGCGACACUGUCCUGCGAGGCAGGAUGACCUCGACCUCGAUUAUGCCACCGGCUGUGCCUGGGUUCGGGACGACCAGGUAGCGGGGAUGGGGCAGCCACCAGACGAAUGCCGCAGGGCGAGGGUUGUGGAGACCAAGGCUGGUGUCGCAUGGGUGGACGUGUCGACUCUGGCCAAAUGGGUCGAUGUGGAGAAGUCACCGAUCAAUGAUCCCGUGGGUGCCAUCAAGAGCAAGUGCGAGGGUUAUUCGAUCUUUGGGUGGAACAUCGGGGGAUCGGAACUCAGUCUCGUGCCGAAGGCAGUCCGAGACGGAUCAGGUCGGCCAGUGGAAAAAAGUGAUUUGGUCCUGCUUCAAGAACUCCCGAGGGAUAAGCCGGGUUGGGACUACCAGCAACUCCAGGGACGACGAGUGAUCGCACACAGGAGUCCUGACCAGUGGCGAGGCACAGGACUUUGGUUUGACGAUCGUGCGUGGUGCGUUCUUCGGAAGGUCGCGACAAACCGAGGGACGUGGUUCAAGCUCAGGCACCUCGAGCACCAGCUGGAGACUUGGAUCGGCACCGCUCACUUCCAACCAGGUUGCAAUCAUGCUACUUACGAGGAAGAUGUUUCCCAACACUUCGGAGCCCUCCCUCGUAAUGCCCACCGAGUCGUCUUUCAGGGUGACGUCAACACGGGUCUCAUGUGGCAGGUGGACGCUGCAGGGGUGACUGCUUAUGCUAAGGAAGGCAAAGGGAACACGCUGCAUCAACAUGCUGUUGCGAAAGGCUUACAUUUCCUACCUCCAGGACGGGACCAGUUAGAGAUUCCCACCAGCAGACCGAGGCAGGAGAAUAGGGAAGGCCAGUGUAUCGACAUCCUCUUGGGGAAGCUCUCUUCGUGCCGAGGGGUUAGGGUAUGUGUCGACUCCUUCAUGUGUUUGGGAACUGAUCACGAGCUCGUGGUGGGCUCCUUUGCAUUCCCGGGCGAGAAGGUUCAUCAUCGUCACGAUAGUUGCCCUAGAAUCCUCAACAAACCCAUUGGCCAGAUCGACCACCUUGAUCAGCAAGUACUCACCGACCUCGCGCGGACCCACACCCGCCCUGUCCAAGGCUGCUCGUACAAGGACACCAAGGAGGUCAAGCUGGCGUUCCGGGAGGCCAAGCGGAGGGGCACUGCCGAGCUCUGGAAGACGGCUCUCAAGCUUCGUAAGAGUGCUAGGCAAGAAUGGGAGAAGGACAGACUACGCCGUGCUAGCCAGGGGGACUGGGCAUCCUUUAAGGCCCUCAAACCCAGUAGGCAAGCAGGAUGGGAUGUGGCAUACGCGGAAGUCCAGACGGUCGACCCUCACGAGUCUGUGCACCAGUUGGAUCGCACAGCGCUAAUUGAUCAGCUCGAACGCAAGAUCGGCAAGGGUGCCGAACUCCAGUGUUGGAAGGGCCUGUUGGCCACCACGAGAGGACACCUGCAGACACCGUGGGGAGAGAGCGUGGUCGAAAUGAAUAGAGGGAUAAAACAGGGCUCCAUCGAGUCGCCGUCCUUCUUUGGCCACAUCACCGAGGUAUGCUUGGCACUGGCAGUGAACACCGAGGCAUGGAAGGCACACCAGAGGGUCCUUGAGGGCAAGGAUGAAGAGGAAAUGCUGUUUGUUGAUGAUGGCCUUCUAUGGUGUCGAACAUGUAAAGGAAUCGAAGCCAGAGUCCAUGCAUUAAUUGCCGAGCUCAAGAAGUUUGGACUCAACCUGAACCCUUCUAAAUGCCACUUGUAUGUGAAGGGCGUCGAAGACGGUGACUGUGUCUGGAUUCAAGGGGUCAGGGUUUCUGCAGCAGCUUCCAUGGAGAUCAUGGGCAUCAAGAUGUAUGUAGGAAUCAGCAUCUACGAACUGGUGGCCCCCCUCGUGGCAAGAGCCAGGACCAAGUUUUGGGAGUUCAAACACAUUUUCAGAUGCCGAUCAGGGAUGAAGGCCAGGGUCAAAGUGAUGGAGAGGGUUGUAGGGUCGACGGCAUUGUGGUGCCUGGCAAGCUUUAUGCCCGACGUGGCUGCAAUGUCCCUGCUGAACUCCACCCAACUGCAGCUCAUGGUGUGGUUACUACGCUUUGCAAAACGGCCUGAAGAACCCUGGGAUGCUUACCGACAAAGGGCCUUUCGAGGGGCUAGAGCGGCACUACACAGCUCAGGCGUGGAGCGCUGGUCCACGACAUGGCUUCGCCGCUACUGGUCUUACGCAGGCCACAGGGUCAGGGGCAUGCUCGCCACAAGUCCGGUAAUUAGUUGCCUGUACGAAGACUUCAGAACGGGACCUUGGUGGGAGUGUGAGAAGAAGAAGAAGAAGGGAGGUUACAAACAUCACCAGCGCUACCCGAGACUUUCCAACAUGGAGAAAGCCAUGGACAAAAUCACGGGUGGACCCUGGCGCGAGAAAGCACACGACCGAAAGCAAUGGAAAACUUUGGAGAACCAGUGGGUGAAACGCAUGGACCUGCCGUGGGCCUCCGGGCGACAACACUCGAUCAAAGAUCACACGGUUUGA
Messenger RNA from Symbiodinium sp. CCMP2592, 4635 nucleotides. Lineage: Eukaryota; Dinophyceae; Suessiales; Symbiodiniaceae. The record is from the annotation of a GenBank genome assembly.